This is a messenger RNA of Penicillium paradoxum, 573 nucleotides long. RefSeq names its product Ubiquitin system component Cue. The transcript is spliced from 2 exons. The record is from RefSeq and is a predicted model, not a curated record. The coding region runs from base 1 to 573 and encodes 190 amino acids. Gene Ontology annotation, molecular function: ubiquitin binding. Lineage: Eukaryota; Fungi; Ascomycota; Eurotiomycetes; Eurotiales; Aspergillaceae.
AUGACGGACGAAGAACCUUCGCUGAAUAUUCCAUCGCUCCUAACACUAGCCGUUGUAUCAUACUUCGUGCUCCGUUGGUUUUUCAAGCGCGAUGACAACCCCGCAGGAGGCGAACGAGGUCGGGGGCGUGGCAAUGUCGUCGACCCGGCGCAGGUGGAACAGAUCGCGCAGAUGUUCCCUCAACUGAGUACGCGAGAUAUUAUGUGGGAUUUGCAGCGUAACGGAGGCAGUGCUGCAGCGACUACAGAGAGGAUCCUGACUGGACGCGGGUUGGAAACUCCCCCUCCUUCGUUCCAGCCCCAGGUCGCAAUUCCCUCUCCCAGUAUCCCGCCGACCCAGACCGCCCCGGCCGCAUCGGUACUCAAAGCGGACGGCCAAGACUUGAUAUCUCGGUACAACCUGGGUGCGAAGACCGCUAGCCCGCCUGCGGAAUCACAACCGGAAACGCCCUCCAAGUCUGCUUGGUCUCAAAAUAAAGAAGAGCGCCAGCGGUUGUUGCAGAAGCGUCGGGACGACAUGAUCUUGGCAGCACGGAGGAAGAUGAUGCAAAAGGAGCAAGGUGGUGCUCAAUGA